UUCACUUAAAAGAGCCGUUCAAAAGACCGACUCGUUCAGGAACAUCACAUCUCUAUGACGUAUAUUUCAGGGGACAUAAGGAGGGCGGUUUGAAAGGAAAGAGUCAACUUUUGUCAACAUGUUUGAAAUAAAUGAAAUGAUCAGAUAAGACAGAUAUUACUAUCAGUAAGAUACCUUUGUGUUAAAUGGUAGAGAGUAAUCUCUCAUGUUGAAUGGACUUCUCCGUGUGGCUAACGUUAAAUAAACUUGGUGUUAGCUAGGUGUCGCUAGCUGUAGAUGAUGUCCAGCUCGGUCCGAUGAUUGUCUUCAUUUAUUUCAGCCAAAUGUUGAACAAGUAAACUCCAGCAUCAGGUCAUUUCUCCGCAUUUGUAUAACAUUGAAUUUACCUGUCAAAAUGGCGAGUGUGCAUGAGAACUUAUACUUUAACCCCAUGAUGACGAACGGAGUGGUCCAUGCUAACGUGUUUGGGAUCAAAGACUGGGUCACUCCGUAUAAGAUCUCAGUCCUGGCGCUGCUAUACGACAUGACUGCGUCCAAAAUCACACUGCCAGAGAGAAGACGACUCAACAAACUCAUCCUGCCCCUACAGCAGGGUCCAGACCUGACUCUGGGUCAGUUCCUGAAGACUGUGGAGGAAUGUUGCCCUCAGACUGCAUAUGCUGUCAAACUCAGGCUUCAUGAGAUGGCAGACGGAGAGCUUAAAGACAUGGAGUACUUCUUUUCCACUCUUCCCACACCGUUCACUGCUUUUGAUUCAGAGGCGUAUAAAACCAGUGUCGUUGGUCUGUUCAUGAGACACAUGCUGCUAGCCUACAACAAGCUGUCUUUCAGUCAGGUCUACAAGCUGUACAAGUCUCUGCAGCACUAUUACCACAGUCACUACGCCAAGCCCACUGAUGGGCAGGUGAGUCUGCCAGCGCUGGCUGCUGACGACUCUGAGAUGGACCUCACCAGUACAGAGGACACCGUGGGGGACAGAAUGGACAAAGACGAGAUGGACACCCCACUGCAUGAGUCAGAGCUCCGAAACGACAACACACCAGGCAGAGGCCCCUUGUCACAAAAACAGGCAGAGUACUUUCUUGCAAGACAGGCCUAUCUGUUGAAAAACGAUGAAAAUAAAGCUCUAAAGCCGGCUGCUCUGCAGGAGGAGCUCAACAACAUGCUCAAGUUUAAUCCAGAUUUCGCUGAAGCGCAUUACUUGAACUACCUGAACAGCAUGAGAGUGCAGGAUAUCUUCCUCUCCGCCCACAGCCUCCUGCAUUACUUCGACCGCCUCAUCUUGUCUGGAAAUGAAGGAAAGAGCAAUGGGGACGAGGGCUAUGGAAGAAGUCUCCGCUACGCUGCUCUAAACCUGGCAAGCCUGCACUGUCGCUUCGGCCACUAUCAGCAGGCUGAUCUAGCUCUACAGGAGGCGAUCCGCAUUGCCCAAGAGUCCAAUGAUCAUGUGUGCCUCCAGCACUGUCUGAGUUGGCUCUACACACUGGAACAGAUGAGGGGAUCUGACAGCACGGUGUUAACUGAGGAUUCAGUGAAAAUGGCUGCCCAUUUCUGCCUGCCAUACCUGGCGUCUCUAGGCAUUCAGUCUUUAGUCCAGCAGGGGGCAACGCAGGGCAAGACGGCCCACAAACUGAUGGACGCACUGAAGGACACAGACAUCCUGCACUGGAAGCAUAGUCUGUCAGAGCUGAUCGAGAUCAGCCUGGCUCAGACCACGUCCAUAUGGAGGAUGUACGGCAAGAGCACCAUGGCUCUGCAGCAGGCCCAGCUGCUUCUCAACAUGAGCAGCCUGGAGCCGGUCAACUUUGGGGUCCAGCAGAACAACACAGAGGCGUUUGCCGUGGCUCUCUGCCACCUGGCCGAGCUGCAUGCAGAGCAGGGCCUGUACAGUGCAGUGUCAGAGAUUCUCCUGCACCUGAAAGAGCAGUUCCCUCCUCAUUCACAGCAUGCCAAGCUCUGGAUGCUGUGUGAUUUGAAAAUCCAGUUUGACAGACACAUGCACGAAGGAAAAUACCAUUUAGCGGAGCCACUCGUCACAGCAAUCUCUGCCUUGAACAAAGCAGAAGGUCUCUACAGGAAAGCUCUCGUUCUGAAGGCCCUAAACCGGAGUACUGAAGCGUACAGCAUCUUACAGCGACUGCAGACGCACUGUGAGAAGAAGAAAUGUACAGAGGUGGUCAUCAGAGUGAUGCUUUCCACCGCUGAGCUCCACUGGGAGUCGUCUGGCUUCUCCACAGCUCUUCCUCUCCUCCUGCAGGCUUUGGCUCUGGCUAGACAGCACCACCUACAGUCCCUGGCCUCUGAGACAAUCCUUCACCUGGCCUUCACUCAGCUGAUGCUGGGGGUUCCUGAGCAGGCUCUGUCAGUUCUGCAUGAAGCCAUUGAGCCUAUUCUGGCCCACGGAGCAGUCAUGGACAAAGGCCGAGCCCUGCUGCUGACGGCCCGCUGUCAGAUGGCGGGGGCUGGGUUCAGGCCAAACGGACAAGGGCAAGCAGAUAUGCAUUGGGCGUUUUUGGCUGUAAACACAUUAAAUGAAGCUGCGGCAUAUUUCUCCAAGCUGAACUGCAAGGAGCGGCUGCGGGACGUCCACUAUCUGCAGGCUCAGCUCCACCGUUCUUUGGGACAAACCUCCCAGAGCAACAAAAGUGCCAUGCUCUUCCGGCUGCUGGACCAGGAGCUGCAAUCACCUGCACCUCCUGUGUCCAUGAGGCUCUAACUGCUUCCCAUCCAACCACAACCUGGAGUAAUUACCUGACAGAAAUAACACGACACAUAUUGCUCACCACUAGAUGGCAGUGAUGAUCUGUCCCGCGUCUUUUGGGUCUCUUGCCUUGUCAUGUAUAAAUAUUUUGAACUAGAGGAACAUCUGGAACUCGUUGUAUGCAGUUUCAUAUAAUAUUAACAGAGGACAAUGUAAGUGGCCAUAAACAAGAGUGAAUUUCCAGCUCACUGAGAGUAGCUCUCUUGAUUCCAGUCAGGCAUACAUUUGAAUGAUGACCUGAUGAUAAAUAUAACAUGUUGUUUAACAGCUUCCACCACAGCUACAUCCCAGGUAUGUGAGACAGACAUUAAAUGCCAGCUAAAGUGGUAAAAAUGUCCAAAGUUUAUCAGAACCUGCCCUGGCCACGCACUGCUUUUGAUGAAUGAGGGUAAUAUCACAGUUAGCUACAAGAUGAAUGUGUUUCAGUGGCCUGGAUGAUUCAUAUUUCCCCAGAAGAAUACUGAUGAAGCUGAAAUCCGGGGGGAGGAAAUCGGGAUUACAUUCAUAAUGUAAUGGACCCACUUUGGCAUGAAAUCUGAUACUGUAUCUGUAUUCUGUUUAUGUCUGACACAUUGUGCGAACAAUUGUAGCCGAUAACGUUUAAUUGUCCUGGCCGGCCAGUAGUUUAUUACGUACAGCACUUCUUUCAAGAACAUUAAAAACUUGUUUCCUCUUAUUUAGCUUUCAGUCUGUCAGACGCAUUGAUGGGAAUAAUUCAGAAAGGAAUACAUCUGCAGAGCAGCUUUCGCAGUGGUGAAGUUAUACAUGUUACAGUUUUACAACCCCAGUUCUAGGAAGAUGUGAAGCUGUGUAAAAUGUUUAUUUAAAACAAAAUUUGAGGGGUUUGUGAAUCAUUUGAGCCCUAUAUUAAAUUAAGAAUAGUGCAAAGACUACAAAGAAAAUGUUCAAACUUGAAAGUUUUAUUGUUUUAUGGAAAAUAUGUAUACUCUUUUUAUAGUUGAAGCCAGCAAUAUGUUUCAAACACUGAUAAAGUUGUGUAAUGUUAAGGGUAAACAACUGGAAGAACAUCUCCCUACUAACUAGGUUGAUUUGCAACAGGUUAGUAACAUGACUAUAAAAGGAGCAUUCCAGAGAUGCUCAGUCUCUCAGAAGAUGGGAAAGGCUUCUUUGCGUCGGAAAAGAAUAGAAUCAUUUUCCUCCACAUAAAAUUUAGAGAUCUCGUCAUCUACAUUACAUCCUAUCAUUAAUAAUUUCUUUAAUCAUCUCUGUAUUAAAGGGACAAAGCCCAAAACCACAGACUCACAGGCAACACUACAUUAAAAACAGUUAUGGCUCUGUAGUGGAAAUCACUGCACAGGCUCAACAUCACUUUCAAAAAACACUCUCUGAAUACAGUGUGUAACUGCAUCCACAAAUGCAAGUUAAAACUAGCAUGCAAAGAGGGAACCAUAUAUAAACAUGGUCCAUUGAAGAUAGACUGAGGGGAAGUGGAAAACUCUCCUGUAGUCUGUUGAAUCAAAACUGAAAUCAUGGACACCGCAUCUUCUGCUCUAAAAAGGAAAAAGACCAUCCUGUUGUCAGCGCAUAGUGCAAAAGCCAGCAUCCCUGAUGGUAUGGAGACACAUAAGUGCCCAUGGCAUGGGCCGCUCACAUAUCUGUGAAGGCUCCAUUAAUGCUGAACAAUAUAUACAGAUUUUGGAGCAACAUAUGCUGCCUUCCAGACAAUGCCUUCUUCAGGGAAGACAUCAAGACAUUACCAAACCACAUUCUACAUGUUACAACAGUAUGGCUCUGUAGUAAAAAAGUGCAGGUGCUAAGCUGUCCUUUCUGCAGUCCCAACUUGUUACCCUUUAAAAACAAUUGGCCAUUCAAUCUGUUGAGAAGCUGGGGUCCUAUAUUAGGCAAGAAUGGGACAACAUUUCACUUUCAAAACUCCAGAAACUAGUCUCCUCAAUUCCUAACUAUUUACAGCAUGUUAUUAAAAAAAGAGGUGAUGCAAGACGAUGGUAAACAUGCCGGUGUCCCAACUGUUUUGGAACAUGUUGCUGGCAUGGAAUUAAAAUGAGUACAUAUUUUUAUAAAACAAUUUCAACAUUUGUUAUGUAGUCCAUGCACUAUUUUCAAUUACAUGUACGAUUCAUUUUCAUUUAAAUGAUUUGCAAACCAUCACAUUUUUUUUUGUAAUAACAUUUUAAACAGCAUCCCAACAUUUUGGAAACAGUGUUUGUAUUUAAACUUCCUUCUUGUCCAUAUCUUGAA
This is a messenger RNA of Notolabrus celidotus (New Zealand spotty), 4981 nucleotides long. RefSeq names its product anaphase promoting complex subunit 5 (gene anapc5). The record is from RefSeq and is a predicted model, not a curated record. Lineage: Eukaryota; Metazoa; Chordata; Actinopteri; Labriformes; Labridae. Gene Ontology annotation, cellular component: anaphase-promoting complex. Gene Ontology annotation, molecular function: protein binding. The coding region runs from base 395 to 2716 and encodes 773 amino acids. Gene Ontology annotation, biological process: protein K11-linked ubiquitination; anaphase-promoting complex-dependent catabolic process; positive regulation of mitotic metaphase/anaphase transition. The transcript has 17 exons.